AAAUGUAUAAAAGCAAGACAAACAAGCAUGAAAUGUGACCAUGAACUGGGAAGCCCUAGGUGAGUUGGCUUGCAGUGACUCAUUUAAACAUGUAUCUUUAGUUUUUGAAUUGCGUCAGACCUCUGUGUUUUACGAGCAGCCCCUGAACGCAGCACAGGGGCACAGACCAGACAGAAGACGGAAGCAGGCGGCAGAUCGUCGCGGAGUGAAAACACGGUCCAACAGUCCGAUCAAACUCGAUACUAAAAACAAAAGAAGUGUCUGUUUUGGGGCCAAGAUGUUUUCCCUCGCAGCGUUUGUCCUUUUGUGGACAGGACUGACGGUAAACUGCGAGAGGCAUUCCCUCACCUACAUCUACACGGCUCUCUCCAAACCUGCCGGACUCCCGGGUAUCCACGAGUUCACAGCCAUGGGACUGCUGGACAACAGGAUGAUCGACUACUUUGACAGUGAGACCCAGACGAAGGUUCCCAAACAGGACUGGAUGAAAGAGCGCCUGUCUCCAGAUUACUGGGUCAAAGGCACACAGUCCCGCCAGAGCAAGCAGCAGUGGUUCAAAGUCAACAUCGACAUCCUGAUGAAGCGCAUGAGACAGAACGACUCAGACGUCCACGUUCUUCAGUGGAUGCACGGCUGCGCAGGCAACUCACAGCCUGAUGGCAGCAUUAAGUUUGACAGCGGCAUGGACAUGUACAGCUACGAUGGAAAGGACUUCCUGUCCUUUGAUGACAUCCACUCAGUCUGGGUCGCCCCAACUGAUGCGGCAGUCCCGACCAAGAGAAAGUGGGACGAUGUCCCCGUCCUGAAAGAAUACACCAAAAGCUACCUGGAGAGCGAGUGCGUGGAUUGGUUGGGGAAGUUCGUGGGAUAUGGACAAAAGCAGCUAAAAGAAGCAUCACCUCCAAAGGUGUUCGUGUUCACAAAGAACACCAACGUGAAGUCAAACGUCAUGUUGACGUGCCUGGCCACAGGCUUCUACCCAAAAGACAUCGUCCUGCGGAUCAAAAGGAACAACCGUAUCCUGACUGAAGACGACGGCUUGAUGUCCUCGGGCGUCCGACCGAACGAAGACGACACCUUCCAGAGAAGAGACAGCGUGGAGAUUUUAAGGAGCGACAUAUCUACGUUCACCUGUGAGGUCAUUCACGCUGCAUCUGGAGUUCAUGUGGAGAAACUUUGGGAUCACCAACUUCCUCCCGAGUCCGGAGGAGCUAUAAUCAGCGGGGUGGUCGCAGGCCUGAUUUUGGUCUUGGUCGGGAUCACUGUGUUGCUGGUUUUCCUGUUUAAAACAGGCAAAAUUGGAUCACGUGGCUCUGGCAGCAGUUCCUCCAAGGGCGUACCGAUUAAACCUAUAUAUUCUGGUCCGCCACUUUCCGUUACUGUCAUCAAUUCAGCACAACUCAACACAACUGCUGAGAAAAAAUCUCUCAAAGGUUCGAAUGAGUCCUUCGACAGCAACAGCUCUUCCGACUCUGGCGUUUCUACCGAUAACAACAAAAACUCCAGCCCAGAGCCCGACAGCCCCCUCCUGCAGAGGAGCGAGGAGCCAGAGGAAGUCUAAAGUCUCUGCACACGACGUCAUUUCCAUCAGAGAACAUCGAGGCUCACUGAGCUCUCUGGAGCCAAAUUUACCAAAACAACAAUGAACAUUACGGUGGGAAAGAAAUUAUGAGGGACGUUUGAAAAAAAUCAAUGAGCACUUCUACAAUCUGAAAAAUGUCUCCACCGCCUCUUUAAAAGGGUUCAUGGCAAAUUGGCGUGGCAGCGCGGAGACGGAACUUGAGUAAGUUUGAGUUUAAAUGCAGACAACGUCAACGCGGACUCGUGUUGUUGCAUUUUGUAGCUCUGAAAGCAAAAGAAUCAGCGCUGAGAUAAAGUGUCAGUGUUGUCUGAGGCGCGAAAACUGAGCAGAGCUCGUUCUGAUCACGAUGGAAAUUCAGGAAACUUUGACCUUUCAGAUUAAAUGUUAACAUUAAUUCAGAAGCACCUUAAAAAAAAUCCUAAAAAUCUGAAAUUAAACUCGGUCUGUGCAAGAGCUCGGGAGAUAAAUUAUCAUUAUUUUUUAUUUUGUUUUUUUGUCUUAAUUAGGAUAGGACA
Messenger RNA from Plectropomus leopardus (leopard coralgrouper), 2097 nucleotides. The record is from RefSeq and is a predicted model, not a curated record. Lineage: Eukaryota; Metazoa; Chordata; Actinopteri; Perciformes; Serranidae.